Molecule: messenger RNA, 1092 nt
Organism: Carlito syrichta (Philippine tarsier)
Lineage: Eukaryota; Metazoa; Chordata; Mammalia; Primates; Tarsiidae
Gene: DDN
Product: dendrin
Exons: 4
Coding region: 10-1092 (360 amino acids)
Source: RefSeq, a predicted model, not a curated record
UGGGGCAGGAUGCUGGAUGGCCCGCUAGUCUCCGAGGGGCCCGACAGCCCCCGGGAGCGCCGGGAUGAGGAGUCUGGCAGCUGCCUCUGGGUGCAGAAGUCCAAGCUGUUGGUGAUCGAAGUGAAGACUAUUUCCUGUCAUUAUAGUUGCCGCGCCCCUUCUAGACAGAUCAUGGACUUCCAGACCAGCCCUUGGGCUCGCGGGCCCCAGAGCCGCACGUGUGGGCCGCGCCCGGGAUCCCCUGAGCCGCCGCCCCGCCGGCCCUGGCCCUCCAGGGUGCUGCAGGAGGCGACCAACUGGCGGGCGGGGCCCCUGGCCGAGGUCAGAGCUCGGGAGCAAGAGAAAAGGAAGGCGGCGUCGCAGGAGCGGGAGGCCAAGGAGACAGAGCGGAAAAGGCGCAAGGCUGGCGGGGCCCGGCGGAGCCCCCCAGCCUCAGGGAACCCCGGCGCCGAGCCGGCUCCCGCGGGGUCUGCACCUGCGAGCCCCAGCCCCCCACGCCCCGCUCCCAGGUCCAGGCACCACCUCAAGGGCUCGAGGGAAGGGAAAGAAGGACGAGAACACAUCUGGCUCCCCAAAGGCUGGGUGCCCUCCCCGCAAAGGCAGCCGCCCCGGCAUAGCCAGACACUCCCCAGACCCUGGGCUCCAGGCGGCACGGGAUGGAGGGAGUCCCUGGGUCACGGAGCGGGGGCAGGACCCGAGACCCCGGAGGGCUGGAAGGCCACCCGCCGCGCCCACACGUUGCCCCGCGGCUCCCGGGGCCCGGCUCGUGGAGAGGGCGUCUUUGUCAUUGACGCCACGUGCGUGGUCAUACGAUCCCAAUAUGUCCCGACCCCCCGAACUCAGCAGGCGCAGCUUUUGCCCUCCGGGGGGCCGCGCGGAGUGGGGGACGCCCCCAGCCCACCGACGGCCGGCAGAGGGGAGGGGGAGGGGGAGGGAUUAAUCCGAUCCCUAGUUACCGCGCGCCUGUCCCCCGCCUUGCCGCCUCCAGCCGCGCGGGGCCGGGAGCAGGCCUCCGGCCUCCCAGACCUCUGGAGCGCGCCGAGCACCUCUUUGUACUCAGCCACCCAACCGGCUUGGGACUCAAGACACUGA